Molecule: messenger RNA, 20451 nt
Organism: Acinonyx jubatus (cheetah)
Lineage: Eukaryota; Metazoa; Chordata; Mammalia; Carnivora; Felidae
Gene: ACACA
Product: acetyl-CoA carboxylase alpha
Exons: 54
Coding region: 7715-14587 (2290 amino acids)
Biological process (GO): fatty acid biosynthetic process
Molecular function (GO): metal ion binding; ATP binding; acetyl-CoA carboxylase activity
Source: RefSeq, a predicted model, not a curated record
CCAGGCUCCAGGCUCCGAGCCGUCAGCACAGAGCCCUAUGCAGGGCUCGAACUCACAGACCAUGAGAUCGUGACCUGAGCUGAAGUCAGACGCUCAACUGACUGAGCCACCCAGGCACCCCUGGAAGUUUGUACCUUUUGACCACCUUCACCCAUCUCACCCACCUUUAUCGUGUCUUUUUUUUUGACGCUUAAGUUAUUUAGAAGUGGACUCAUUAAUUUCAAGACACUUGGAUAUGUAUUAAAAUCACUUGAAUAUAUUUUAGUAUCUUUGCCAUUGAUUUUUAGUUUAAUCCAUUGUAUUCAGAGGAUAUACUCUGUGAUUUCAAAUCUUGGAAGUUUGUUGAUACUUUAUAGCCUAGCAUAUGGUUAAAUUUAAAAAAAAAAUCUGUUUUUUGUAUGUAUAUGCAUAUGUAUAUAUUUUUAAGUAAGCUCUGUGUCCAACGUGGGGCUUGAACUCACAACCCCGGGAUCAAGAGUCACAUGCUCUACUGACUGAGCCAGCCAGGUGCCCCUAGCAUAUGUUCAGUUUUGAUAAGAUUUUAUAACACUUUUGAAGGAUGUAUAUUUUGCAGUUGUUGGUUGUAGGAUUCUAUAUUUGUCAGUUAAGUUUUUUAAUUGUGUUGUUCUUCAGUAUCUUUGAUUACCCUCCCCCCCCAACUUGUUCUGUCAGUUAGUAAAACAGGAAGAAAAUACCUUGCUACCAGAAUCUUAUAAAUCAAUAAGAAAAAGAUAUUUCAACGUCUUCUUUUUAAGGGUAGUAUAGUUGACAUACAAUAUUACAUUAGUUUCACAUAUGCAACAUAGUGAUUCAGUGUUCAUAUACAUUAUGAAAUGAUCAUGACAAUAAGUCUAGUUACUUUCUGUCACUAUACAAAGGAAUUACAGAUUAUUGAUUAUAUUCCCUCUGUUGUAGUCAAUAUAGAUUAUUGACUACAUCCCUGUGACCUAUAUAUUUUUGUAACUGGAAGUUUGUACCUCUUAAUCCUUGGCACUUAUUUCACCCCCCUCCCCCCACUCUCCCCUCUGGCCACCACCAGUUUGUUUUCUGCAUUUAAUUUAUGCGUUUGUUUCUGUUUUGUUUGUUUUGUUUCUUAGAUUCCACAUAUAAGUGAAAUCAUAAGGUAUUAGUCUUUCUCUGUCUGACUUAUUUCACUUACCAUAAUGCCUGCUAGGUUAGUUCACCCAUGUCAUUGCAAAUGCCAAGAUUUCAUUCUUUUUUAUGGCUGAGUAAUACUCCAUUGCCUGUGUAUACCACAUUUUCUUUACCCAUUCAUCUAUUGAUGGAUACUUAGUUGUUUCCUUAUUUCAUUGUAAAUAACUCUGCAGUGAACAUAAGGGUACAUAUAUUUUUAAAAUAUAAAUAAAUAUAUUAGUGUUUUGUUUUCUUUGGAGAAAUACCCAGAGGUGGAAUUGCUGGGUUGUAUGGUAGUUCUAUUACUAAUUUUUUGAGGAAGCUCCACACUGUUUUUCCAUUUUCCAUUCCUGCCAACAGCGCACAAGGGUUCCCUUUUCUCUGCAUCCUUGUCAACACUUGUUAUUUCUUGUCUUUUUAAUAAAAGCCAUUCUGACAGAUGUGAGGUGAUAAUCUCAGUGUGGUUUUGAUUUGCAUUUCCCUGAUGAUUAGUGAUGUUGAGCUUCUUUUCAUAUCUGUUGGCCAUCUGCAGGUCUUCUUUGGAAAAAUGUCUAUUUCAUAUCCUCUUCCCAUUUUUUAAUCAGAUUGUUUGGGGUUUUUUUGGUGUUGAGUUGUACAAUUUCUUAUUUUUUAAUUUUACUUUUAUUUUUGAAAGAGAGAGAGAGAGAAUGAGCAGAGGAGGAGCAGAGAGAGGGAAACACAGAAUCCGGACCAGGCUCCAGGCUCUCAGCUGUCAGCACAGAGUCCCAUGCAGGGCUCAAACUCACAAGCCAUGAGAUAAUGACCUGAGCUGAAGUUGGGCACAUAACCCAACUGAGCCAUGCAGGCACCCCUGGUAUCUUUUAAAUUAAACAUACAUAUACUGUAUCAAUACGCAAGUCCACUCCUGGGUAUUUAACCGAAAGAAAUGAGUGCAUUUGUCACCAAAAACCAAGUAUAAGGACAAAUCUGGUGAAGAUUCAUAAACAACUCAAAUGUCCAUCAAUAAUAGAUUAGAUAAAUUAUGAGAUAGGCACCCAAUGGAAUACUACACAGCAAUGAAAAUGAACGAACUACUGCUAUGUCACAAUGAUGAAUUUUUAAAAAUUUAUUUUUAAUUUUUUUUUUAAUUUUAGAGAGAGAGCACGCAAGUUGGGGAGAGGGGCAGAGAGAGACUCUUAAGCAGGCUCCAUGCUCAGCACUGAGCCCAAUGCAGGGCUUGAUCCCAUGACCCUGGGAUCAUGACCAGAGCCAUUAAGGAAGCCUUCUGAGACUCUGGAAAUGUUCUGUAUCUUAAUGGGGUGGUUGGCUAUGCAGGUAUAUACAUAUGUGAAAUUAAUUGAGUCUAUACUUAAGAUUUUUGCACGUUAUUGUAUGAAGUUAUAUCUCAAAAAGUAAAUAAAACAGGGCUUCCAGCUAUAGCUGAGUAAGGAUCAAUAAAUCUUUAACCCAAAAAGCAACUGUAAGGCUUGGCAAAACCAUUUCAGUACCCUUGAAAUCAACCAAAAUACAUACAACAAUCUGAGAAAGAGUUGUUUGAAAAACUGCUGAAAUUCAGUAAGAACAGUAGGAGUCUAUGGUGUUCUUGCCUAAGACUCUUCUUGCUCCCUUCCCUAGGCUUGGGUGGUGUGGAGAUUUUUCCAGUGUGGGUAGGCCAUGAGACUGCCAGUUUUGAUGCUGAGAUUGAAGGAAGCUUACUCAUUUUUGAGUGGUGGAUGAUGCCCAUGGCCAUUGGUGUUGUCAGUGGAAAUGGUUCUCUUGGCAUUUGAUGUAUCGGGUGGACCAUUGGCUCUAAUAGACUGAAGUGUGUUUGUAGUUGGAACAAGCAUAUUGUUAGCUGAGGUUGCUUGUAUGCAUAGAGUAGACAUGAUAAGUCCCAAUAAGAAGUAAAAGCCAGAGCAGACUUGAAAAUGUCCUGAACUUUAAAUGUGCUAUCCUUCCCACACACAGACACAUGAACAGAAUCCAGAAGCCUUUAGUGGCUUUAAACAUAAUCAUUGCCUAAUCAUUGAGAGGCAUAUAAGCUAUGCAGAUACAGAGGUAACCACUUAGAAGGCAGGUUUCAACAUAAAAACAAGCAAUAGAGAGAAAAUGAGCUGAGACAUCAGUGGCUGCACACUUAGGGGUGGACAGAUUUCACAGAUUUAGCCGAGGCAAGUUAUUAAGCCAAGGAAGGAAGGGGCAUAGGGAAGGAGUAGUAGUAACAACAACAACCUUCAUAGGUAAAAGAAAUCAGAAUCUAGACUUGCUACAAUAAAUUACUUAAUAUGUUGAGUCUUCAACAAAAUCAUGAGACAUGAAAAGAAAUACGAAAGUGUGACCCAUAUUUAGGAAAAAAAGUCAAUAGAAACUGUCUCCAGGUGUUCUUAGAUGCUGGAUUUAGCAGACAAAAUCUUCAAAGCAACUAUCAUAAAUGUGUUCAAAGAACCAAAGGAAAACAUGUUUAAAUAAUUUUUUUAAAGUAUGACAACAGCAAAUCAAUAAAUAAAAUUCUCAAUAAGGAGAGAGAAAUUACAAAGAAAUAAUAUCAUAAAAAGGAUAUACAGAUGGCAGAAAAGGACAUGAAAAGAUGUUUAACAUAAUUAGCUAUUAGGAAUGUGCAGAUUAAAACAACAGUGAGAUAUUACUAUACACCUAUCAAAGUGCCUAAAAUAAAAACUAGUUAACACCAAAUGUUAACAAGAGUAUGGAAAAAUGGGAUCACUUGUACACAGUUGGUGGGAGUGUAAAAUGAUGCAACCACUCUGGAAAAUAAUUUGGAAAUUUCCCUUUAUUUUUUUUAAGAUUUUAUUUUUUUAAGUAAUAUCUGCACCUAACAUGGGACUUGAACUUACAACCCCAAGUUCAAGAGUCAAAUGUUCUACUGACCAAGCCAAACAGGUGCCCCUGAAAAUUUCUUAUAAAAUGAAGUAUUUACCAUAUUAUCCUGCAAUUCCACUCCUAGUUACAUACCUAUGAGAAAUGAAAGCCCAUCUCCAUAUAAAAAUUUGUGCGUUUAUGUUCACAGCAACAUUAUUCACAAUGGGCACGAAGUGGAAACAAUUCAAUAUCUAUCAACUGAUGAAUGGAAGAAUAAAAUGUGGUAUAUCCAUCCAAUGGAGAAUUAAUUGUCCAUAAAAAGAAAUUAAGUACUAAUACAUGCUACAACACUGAAAGCAUUAUACUAAGUGAAAGAAGCCAGUCACAGAAGACCACAUAUCCUGUCAUUCCAUUUAUGUGAAAUAACCAGAAUCUAUAAGGACAGAAAGUAGAUUAGAACCGGGGAGGGUUUUGGAGGAGAUAAGGAGUGACUGCUACUGGCUGUGGGGUUUCUUUUGGGGUAAUGAAAAUGUCCUAAAAUUGAUUGUGAUGACGGUUCAUAACUACAUGAAUAUAGUAAAAACCAUUGAAUUAUAUACUUUAAAUAGCUGAAAUAUGUGGCAUGUGAAUUAUAUCUCAAUAAAGUUAAAACAUUUCAAAGUAAGUUUAGCAAGGUCACAAGCUAUAUGAUCCAUAUACAAAAAUCAAUUGUAUUUGUAUAUACUAGGUAGCAAUGAACAAGCAAAAAACAAAAUUAAAUUAAUUCCAUUCACAGUGGUAUCAAAAAGAGCAAAAUAUUUAGGAAUAAAUUUAACAAAACCAGUGUAAGAUUUGAAUAUUAAAAAUUAUAAAACGUUGCUAAGAAAAACCAAAGAUGUAAAUAAAUGGAGAGAGAGUCCAUGUUCAGAGAUUAAGAGGAAUCAGUAUUGUCAAGAUGGCAAUUUUCCCUAAAUUGAUCUGUAAACUCAUAAUCCUUAUCAGAAUCCCAGCAGGCUUUUUAUUUUCCUUUCUUUUUAGAGUUUGAUGAGCUGAUCUAAAAUUUACAUGAGAACCUAAAGGACCUAGAAUAGACGAAACAAUUUUCAAAAAGGAGAGCAAAGUUGGAAGACUUGUAACUACCUGAUUUCAAAACUUAUUAUAAAACCAUAAUUUUCAAGGCCCUAUAGCAUUGCUGCAAAGAUAGGCAUAUAGAUCAGAAAAGCAGAAUUUAGAGCCCACAACUAAACCUUUAUAUAUAUAUAUGGUCAGUUGAUUUUCAAGAGAUCUAUCCUUGAUCCAAGAUUUCUCUGCCUGGAAAAGCCCCAGUGUAAAACAGUCUCUCGCAGUGUGUGCUGCAGUAGGACUGAGACUGCAUUGCAAUCAAGCCAGCUCAUGCAUCACUGUCUGCUGGAUAAACUGCUACGUCAUCCUGGGUGCUGGGCAUGUUACAAUGCUGGGAUCACUGUGGGCUUCUAGUUGGAUUUUGUGCCAGGUAUGUGUCUACUUUGGACACUCUCUAUUCAUGGUAGAUUAAAGUGGGGAUGCUUUGAAUUUGGAGGAAUGAAUGUGGCUUUUUUAUUUCUUGUGUUCUAAUAUUACAGAAGGAUUGUGAGCAGCAUCCAUAAAAGAUUAGAAACUCAAGCUUUGUUUUUGGAUCUGGGUGUGCUGUGUUUAGUGUUUGGCUGUUUUAGAAAGAUCCUUUGGUGAAAGAAGCACAGACUUGAUUACUGAGUGUACCUUUUUAGUAUAUUUUUUGAUACAAUUGAAUGAAAAAUAGCCUGUUUUAUUCUAUACCCAAGGCUUUACUUGUUUUUGAAUGUUGACCUUAUAUAACAAAGGCAGAGAAUGAUUGUCUUUCGGGACCUGCCUACAUCUGGAGACACUUAGAUAUGUGUAAAACCGAGCUGCUUCUACAGCUGUGGUCACUGUAAUUAUUCUGAAUAAAGACCUCAGUGCUCUAUUUUUGAGACAUGUUAUUCUGAAGAGUCAUAAAAAUAGGAGGGCUCCUUUGCAUCAGCUUGGGUCUUCAAAGGAAAAAGUAAACGACUAAACUUUAUUGGACAUUGGCAUAGCACGUAAGGAAUGAUGUGAAACGGCCUAGACCAGAAAACAACAAGGAUGUACGUUUUCUGUUAUGGCUGGUGGUCAUGUUGAGUGGCCUGGUUAAGUCUUUUCAGGUUGGGUCAUCUGAAUGGCCUGAAGAUCAGAAUUUGUUUGCCUUUAUCAUUUGUUUUCUAUUUGAUCAUUUAUCUUCUGUUUCUUUUCUUUUCUUUUUUUUAGUUUUUUUUUUUUAAUGUUUAUUUAUUUUUGAAGGAGAGAGAGAGACAGAGUUUGAGUGGUGGAGGGGCAGAGAGAGAGGGAGACACAGAAUCUGAAGCAGGCUCCAGGCUCUGAGCUGUCAGUACAGAGCCCAAAACGGGGCUUGAACUCACAAACUGUGAGAUCAUGACCUGAACCGAAGUCAGACGCUUAACCAACUGAGCCACCCAAAUGCCCCAUUUAUCUUCUAUAUCUGCUCCAGGUUAUUUGUGUAUUUGUUUGGAGAGUUUUCUGGAAGAUCAAUAGGUUCUCAGCAUAGUUGGCAACAGAUCAUUAACUAUUUCUAUCCAGCAUUUUGGUGGGAAAGAAUUUUUUUGUGGUACAUGAAUGAAGUUACCACAUGACUCUGGUGAAUUAUACUUUUCCUGAUGAUUUAUCAUAGGAAAUUCUGAUUUUGCAGAUUUUAGCUACUGGAGUCUCUCCCAUUACAAGGGAGCAAUAGCGUUGCAUCUGUUUUAUUAAAAGCUAAAGUAGGACUUUGUUACUAUAUAACAUUCAGACUAUUUUUUUUAAGAAAUCUAUCUCUGGCCGAUUUGCUUUUAUAGCAAUAUAUGUGUUCCAGUAGCCUUUCUAAGCAGGGUUUUUCUCUUCCCUGCUUAAUCUGGGUCAGACCUCUGUGUGUAAAAUAUUUGUCUGGGCCCCUUUUCCUUUCAAGAAUUUAUCCACAUCUUCUCUAUAUCCCAUUUGUCCUAGCUCCAUUCUUACUUUCAAGUUUGGGUGAAUAAAAUCUUAGAUUUUGUUGCUUUAUUUAAAAAAGGUUUUUUCAUGCAUGUAUCACUAGUUUGGCCUAAAAAUUAAAAUUGUGGCUCACACUUUAUUCAAAGUUCCUCGGUAGUGAUAUGUCUUGUCCUUUCUACUUGCUUUCUUUACCGCCUGACCUGCUUUUUCCCUUCUUGCAGUCUGAUAAUCAGUAUUAUUUGUUUGAUUGGAUCUCAGAAAUUACCCUACUUAGGCUGUGCUGUCCUCCUCCCUCUGGAUUUCAUGACCUCAUUAUUCUCUUGGCUCAGUUGUCCUUGUAGACUUGUCUUCUUUUUGCCCCGGGCCCUCCCUGUCAUGUGCUCCUGGCAGCCAGGAGAGUCUUGUGGAGCUUUUUCUCUGGUGACUGUCAGAAGAAAGUGACUGUUGUUGAAACAUGUUUGCUGCCGCUCAUGCAGAGCUAAGAUCUGUUUUCUAGUUAUACAGGCUUUUCUGUUUCUCCCCCUCUCCUCUUAGUCCCCUUGGGAAAUCAACCAAUUCUGUGUGUAAACCAAGUUUAGGGAGAAAAUACAAAAAGGAGGAAAGGUGGGGAAAUGUGGAAAUUGGGGACAAAGUAGACAAAAAGACUGUAGUUUGAGGCCAUCAGGAAUACUCUAGUCUGACUGAAGCAGGGCCAGGAAGUAGGCAGAAGGCACAGUAUCUCUUGUCCUCCUGGGUUUUAAGCACCUGCAACAGGAGGACGGACUGCAGCUUGUGUUUACAAGACCGAAACCUGAAGAAAAAGCUUCCAUUCCUUUGCCAUCUUGAUAUGCAGGGUUCUACAGAGGAAAUUAAGGAGAUGAGAUAUUACAUGCUUCAAAGGUCCAGCAUGUCUGGCUUGCAUCUAGUAAAGCAAGGUCGAGACCGAAAGAAAAUAGACUCACAGCGAGAUUUCACUGUAGCUUCACCAGCAGAAUUUGUUACGCGUUUUGGGGGGAAUAAAGUGAUUGAGAAGGUUCUUAUUGCCAACAAUGGCAUCGCAGCAGUGAAAUGCAUGCGGUCCAUCCGCCGAUGGUCUUAUGAGAUGUUUCGAAAUGAACGUGCAAUCCGAUUUGUUGUUAUGGUCACACCUGAAGACCUGAAAGCCAAUGCAGAAUACAUUAAGAUGGCAGAUCACUAUGUGCCGGUGCCAGGAGGACCAAACAACAACAACUAUGCAAACGUGGAAUUAAUUCUUGAUAUUGCUAAAAGGAUUCCAGUACAAGCAGUGUGGGCUGGCUGGGGUCAUGCUUCUGAGAAUCCCAAGCUCCCAGAACUUCUUUUGAAAAAUGGCAUCGCCUUCAUGGGUCCCCCAAGCCAGGCCAUGUGGGCUUUGGGGGAUAAGAUUGCAUCUUCCAUAGUGGCUCAAACUGCUGGUAUCCCAACUCUUCCCUGGAGUGGGAGUGGUCUUCGUGUGGACUGGCAGGAAAAUGAUUUUUCAAAACGUAUCUUAAAUGUUCCCCAGGAAUUAUAUCAAAAAGGUUAUGUGAAGGAUGUGGAUGAUGGGCUGAAGGCAGCAGAGGAAGUUGGAUAUCCAGUAAUGAUCAAGGCCUCAGAAGGAGGAGGAGGGAAAGGAAUCAGAAAAGUUAACAAUGCAGAUGACUUCCCUAACCUCUUCAGACAGGUUCAAGCUGAAGUCCCUGGAUCUCCUAUAUUUGUGAUGAGACUAGCCAAACAAUCCCGUCAUCUGGAGGUACAGAUUUUAGCAGAUCAGUACGGCAAUGCUAUCUCUCUGUUUGGUCGUGACUGCUCUGUGCAGCGCAGGCAUCAGAAGAUUAUUGAAGAAGCACCAGCUGCUAUUGCUACUCCAGCAGUAUUCGAACACAUGGAACAGUGUGCGGUGAAACUUGCCAAAAUGGUUGGUUAUGUGAGUGCAGGGACCGUCGAAUACCUCUACAGCCAGGAUGGAAGCUUCUACUUUCUGGAACUGAACCCUCGGCUACAGGUGGAGCACCCUUGUACAGAGAUGGUGGCUGAUGUCAACCUCCCUGCAGCGCAACUCCAGAUUGCCAUGGGGAUCCCUCUGUAUAGAAUCAAGGAUAUUCGUAUGAUGUAUGGAGUAUCUCCCUGGGGUGAUGCUCCCAUUGAUUUUGAAAAUUCUGCUCAUGUUCCUUGCCCAAGGGGCCAUGUUAUUGCUGCUCGGAUCACUAGUGAAAAUCCAGAUGAGGGUUUUAAGCCCAGCUCAGGAACAGUUCAGGAACUGAAUUUCCGUAGCAAUAAGAAUGUUUGGGGUUAUUUCAGUGUUGCUGCUGCAGGGGGCCUUCACGAAUUUGCUGAUUCUCAGUUUGGUCACUGCUUCUCCUGGGGAGAAAACAGAGAGGAAGCAAUUUCAAACAUGGUGGUGGCUUUGAAGGAGCUAUCUAUUCGGGGUGACUUUCGAACUACAGUUGAAUACCUCAUCAAAUUGCUGGAGACCGAGAGUUUUCAGCUGAAUAGAAUUGACACUGGCUGGCUAGACAGACUGAUAGCAGAAAAAGUACAGGCAGAGCGACCUGAUACCAUGUUGGGAGUUGUGUGUGGGGCUCUCCACGUGGCGGAUGUGAGCCUACGGAAUAGCAUCUCUAACUUCCUUCAUUCCUUAGAAAGGGGUCAAGUUCUUCCUGCUCAUACGCUUCUGAAUACAGUAGAUGUUGAACUUAUCUAUGAGGGAGUCAAAUAUGUACUUAAGGUGACUCGACAGUCCCCCAACUCGUAUGUGGUGAUCAUGAACGGCUCAUGUGUAGAAGUAGAUGUGCAUCGGCUGAGUGAUGGAGGGCUGCUCCUAUCCUAUGAUGGCAGCAGUUAUACCACAUACAUGAAGGAGGAAGUGGAUAGAUAUCGUAUCACAAUUGGCAAUAAGACCUGUGUGUUUGAGAAGGAAAAUGACCCUUCAGUGAUGCGCUCACCUUCUGCUGGGAAGUUAAUCCAGUAUAUUGUGGAGGAUGGAGGCCAUGUGUUUUCUGGCCAGUGCUAUGCUGAGAUUGAGGUGAUGAAGAUGGUAAUGACCUUAACAGCAGCAGAGUCUGGUUGUAUCCAUUAUGUCAAACGGCCUGGAGCAGCUCUUGACCCUGGCUGUGUGAUAGCCAAAAUGCAGUUAGACAACCCCAGCAAGGUCCAACAGGCUGAGCUUCACACAGGUAGUCUGCCACGGAUCCAGAGCACAGCACUGAGAGGCGAGAAGCUCCAUCGAGUGUUCCAUUAUGUCCUGGAUAAUCUGGUCAACGUAAUGAAUGGAUACUGCCUUCCAGAUCCUUUUUUUAGUAGCAGGGUAAAAGACUGGGUAGAGCGGUUGAUGAAGACCCUCAGAGAUCCCUCCUUGCCUCUCCUAGAAUUGCAAGAUAUCAUGACCAGUGUCUCUGGCCGUAUUCCCCCGAAUGUGGAGAAGUCUAUCAAGAAGGAAAUGGCUCAGUAUGCCAGCAACAUCACAUCAGUCCUCUGUCAGUUUCCCAGCCAGCAGAUUGCCAACAUCCUAGAUAGCCAUGCAGCUACAUUGAACCGGAAAUCUGAACGGGAAGUUUUCUUCAUGAACACUCAGAGCAUUGUCCAGCUGGUACAGAGGUACCGAAGUGGCAUCCGAGGCCACAUGAAGGCUGUUGUGAUGGAUCUGCUACGGCAGUACCUGCGAGUAGAGACACAGUUCCAGAAUGGUCACUAUGACAAAUGUGUGUUUGCCCUUCGAGAAGAGAACAAGAGUGACAUGAACACUGUGCUAAACUAUAUCUUCUCUCAUGCUCAAGUCACCAAGAAGAAUCUUCUGGUCACAAUGCUUAUUGAUCAGUUGUGUGGUCGGGACCCUACUCUCACUGAUGAGCUGCUGAAUAUCCUCACAGAGCUAACUCAACUCAGUAAGACCACCAAUGCCAAAGUGGCACUUCGAGCACGCCAGGUUCUUAUUGCCUCCCAUUUGCCAUCAUAUGAGCUUCGCCAUAACCAAGUAGAGUCUAUCUUCCUUUCAGCUAUUGACAUGUAUGGACAUCAGUUUUGCAUUGAGAACCUGCAGAAACUCAUCUUGUCUGAAACAUCUAUUUUUGAUGUCCUACCAAACUUCUUCUAUCACAGUAACCAGGUAGUGAGGAUGGCAGCUCUGGAGGUUUAUGUUCGAAGGGCUUACAUUGCCUAUGAACUUAACAGCGUCCAACAUCGCCAGCUUAAGGACAAUACCUGCGUGGUGGAAUUCCAGUUCAUGCUGCCCACAUCGCAUCCAAACAGAGGGAACAUCCCCACGCUAAACAGAAUGUCCUUCUCCUCCAACCUCAACCACUAUGGCAUGACUCACGUAGCUAGUGUCAGCGAUGUGCUGUUGGACAACUCAUUCACUCCACCGUGUCAGCGGAUGGGCGGAAUGGUCUCUUUUCGGACUUUCGAAGAUUUUGUCAGGAUCUUUGAUGAAGUGAUGGGCUGCUUCUGUGACUCCCCACCCCAAAGCCCCACGUUCCCUGAGGCAGGUCACACAUCUCUGUAUGAUGAAGACAAGUUACAGGUCCCCAGGGAUGAACCAAUUCACAUUCUGAAUGUGGCUAUCAAGACUGACUGUGAUAUUGAGGAUGACAGACUGGCAGCUAUGUUCAGAGAGUUUACCCAACAAAAUAAAGCUACCCUGGUUGAGCAUGGGAUACGGCGCCUUACUUUCCUGGUCGCACAAAAGGAUUUCAGAAAACAGGUCAACUGUGAGGUGGAUCAGAGAUUUCAUAGAGAAUUUCCUAAAUUUUUCACGUUCCGAGCAAGGGAUAAGUUUGAGGAGGAUCGUAUCUAUCGUCACCUGGAGCCUGCCCUAGCUUUCCAGUUAGAACUGAACCGGAUGAGAAAUUUUGACCUUACUGCCAUUCCAUGUGCUAAUCAUAAGAUGCACUUGUAUCUUGGGGCAGCCAAGGUGGAAGUGGGCACUGAAGUGACAGACUAUAGGUUCUUUGUUCGUGCAAUCAUCAGACAUUCUGAUCUGGUCACCAAGGAAGCUUCUUUUGAAUAUCUACAAAAUGAAGGGGAGCGGCUGCUCCUGGAGGCCAUGGAUGAAUUGGAAGUUGCUUUUAAUAAUACAAAUGUUCGCACUGACUGCAACCACAUCUUCCUCAACUUUGUGCCCACAGUCAUUAUGGACCCAUCAAAGAUUGAGGAAUCUGUGCGGAGCAUGGUAAUGCGCUAUGGAAGUCGGCUGUGGAAAUUACGUGUCCUCCAGGCAGAACUGAAAAUCAACAUUCGCCUGACACCAACUGGAAAAGCAAUUCCCAUCCGCCUCUUCCUGACAAAUGAGUCCGGCUAUUACUUGGACAUCAGCUUGUACAAGGAAGUGACUGACUCCAGGACAGCACAGAUCAUGUUUCAGGCAUAUGGAGACAAACAGGGACCAUUGCAUGGAAUGUUAAUCAACACUCCAUAUGUCACCAAAGACCUACUUCAAUCAAAGAGAUUCCAGGCACAAUCCUUGGGGACAACAUACAUAUAUGAUAUCCCAGAGAUGUUUCGGCAGUCUCUGAUCAAACUCUGGGAGUCUAUGUCCACUCAAGCAUUCCUUCCAUCACCCCCCCUGCCUUCUGACAUGCUGACGUAUACUGAGCUUGUGUUGGAUGAUCAGGGUCAGCUGGUCCACAUGAACAGGCUUCCAGGAGGAAAUGAGAUUGGCAUGGUAGCUUGGAAAAUGACCCUUAAAAGUCCUGAAUAUCCAGAAGGCCGAGAUAUCAUUGUUAUUGGCAAUGACAUCACAUACCUAAUUGGGUCCUUUGGGCCCCAGGAGGAUUUGCUGUUUCUCAGAGCUUCUGAGCUUGCCAGGGCAGAGGGUAUCCCACGCAUCUUUGUCGCAGCCAACAGCGGAGCACGAAUUGGACUGGCAGAGGAAAUUCGUCAUAUGUUUCACGUGGCCUGGGUAGAUCCUGAGGAUCCUUACAAGGGAUACAAAUACUUAUAUCUGACCCCUCAGGAUUAUAAGAGGGUCAGUGCUCUCAACUCUGUCCACUGUGAACAUGUAGAAGAUGAAGGAGAAUCCAGGUACAAGAUAACUGAUAUUAUUGGGAAGGAAGAGGGACUUGGAGCAGAGAACCUUCGAGGCUCUGGAAUGAUUGCUGGAGAAUCCUCAUUGGCCUAUAAUGAGAUUAUCACCAUCAGCUUGGUUACAUGCCGGGCUAUUGGGAUUGGAGCUUACCUUGUCCGGCUGGGACAGAGAACCAUCCAGGUUGAAAAUUCUCACUUAAUUCUGACCGGAGCUGGAGCUCUCAACAAAGUCCUUGGGCGGGAAGUAUACACCUCCAAUAACCAGCUUGGGGGCAUCCAGAUCAUGCACAACAAUGGGGUGACCCACAGCAUCGUUUGUGAUGACUUUGAAGGGGUUUUCACUGUCCUACACUGGCUGUCUUACAUGCCUAAGAAUGUGCACAGUUUAGUACCUCUCCUGAACUCCAAGGAUCCUAUAGAUAGAAUCAUCGAAUUUGUUCCUACGAAGGCCCCCUAUGAUCCUCGAUGGAUGCUAGCAGGCCGUCCUCACCCAACCCAGAAAGGUCAGUGGUUGAGUGGAUUCUUUGACUAUGGAUCUUUCUCUGAAAUCAUGCAACCCUGGGCACAGACUGUGGUGGUUGGCAGAGCCAGGCUAGGAGGAAUACCUGUAGGAGUAGUUGCUGUAGAAACCCGAACAGUGGAACUAAGUAUCCCAGCCGACCCUGCAAACCUGGAUUCUGAAGCCAAGAUAAUCCAGCAGGCUGGCCAGGUUUGGUUUCCAGAUUCUGCGUUUAAGACCUAUCAGGCUAUCAAGGACUUCAACCGCGAAGGGCUGCCUCUGAUGGUCUUUGCCAACUGGAGAGGCUUCUCCGGUGGGAUGAAAGAUAUGUACGACCAGGUGCUGAAGUUUGGUGCAUACAUCGUGGAUAGCUUACGGGAGUGCUCCCAGCCUGUGCUGGUUUACAUUCCUCCUCAAGCUGAGCUCCGGGGUGGCUCCUGGGUUGUGAUUGACCCCACCAUCAACCCCCGGCACAUGGAGAUGUACGCUGACCGAGAAAGCAGGGGAUCAGUUCUGGAGCCAGAAGGGACAGUAGAAAUCAAAUUCCGCAGAAAAGAUCUGGUGAAAACCAUGCGUCGGGUGGACCCAGUCUACAUUCGCUUGGCUGAACGAUUGGGCACCCCAGAGCUAAGCGCAGCUGAGCGGAAGGAGCUGGAGAACAAGUUGAAGGAGCGGGAGGAAUUCCUAAUUCCCAUUUACCAUCAGGUAGCCGUGCAGUUUGCUGACUUGCACGACACACCAGGCCGGAUGCAGGAGAAGGGUGUUAUUAACGACAUCCUGGAUUGGAAAACAUCCCGUACCUUCUUCUACUGGCGGCUGAGGCGUCUCCUGCUGGAGGACCUGGUCAAAAAGAAAAUCCACAAUGCCAACCCAGAGCUCACUGACGGUCAGAUCCAGGCCAUGUUAAGGCGCUGGUUUGUAGAAGUGGAAGGAACCGUGAAGGCCUAUGUUUGGGACAAUAACAAGGAUCUAGUGGAGUGGCUGGAGAAACAGCUGACCGAGGAAGAUGGUGUUCGCUCAGUAAUCGAGGAAAAUAUCAAAUACAUCAGCAGAGACUAUGUCCUCAAGCAGAUCCGCAGCUUGGUACAGGCCAAUCCCGAGGUUGCCAUGGAUUCCAUCGUCCAUAUGACCCAGCACAUCUCACCCACUCAGCGAGCAGAAGUCGUACGGAUCCUCUCCACGAUGGACUCCCCUUCAACAUAGAAAGAGCUUCCUGCCCAUCCCUGCCCUGCCUCUGGAGAAAAGGGCUAGAGCUGCCUCUUACACCUGAAACCACUCUGAUGAGAAGGCACAGGAGACCCAGCACUGGAAUCAAAGUGGCAUUUUGCUUCCCCUUGAACGUUUUCAGGUUAUGCAUGACAUAUUGGGACAUAGGGUCACAAAGUCCCCACUGGUCACACCCAUCCCGUUCAGUAUUUAUUACCCUGUCUGUGACUACAGCUCUUUCUCCCUGCAAGGACCCGAGAAGGCAAUGAAGGGUACAAGCAUGUACCAUGAGGUCUCACUACACAAAGCAGGGCUGCUGCUCCUGUCCAUACAGCUACUUGGUCCCAGCCCAGGGAGGUACUCAGCAGCCCUUCCUCACCCCUGGCCCCAUGAGCCUGCAGCCACGGGCAGCAGAGGAGGGCUGGAGUGAGGAGGAAGCCUCGAGUCCACGGUUUUUUUUACCCCCACAUUCAGCCUGGUACACACUAGGUACAGGAGAAGAAUAGUUCCCAACUUAAUCACACCAAGGUACCUAUUUAUCCUUCAUGGAGUAUGAAAUCUGCAAGCUCCAUAGGAACUCGAAGAUGAGGGCAAAACCACGAUCCAAGAAGCAGAGAAAAAAAGGUAGACCAAGUCACUGCUGUUGAUUUAGGGACCUCAACUGUGGGUUUGAUUCUCUUAGAACAAACAGAAGGACAGUUGACCUACCACUACCUUGCCUGUCACUGCUCAGUUCUCUGCUGCACCUGCUGGGAGCUGCACAGACAGCGCGAGAGCCGGAGCCGGCAGAAGAAGAGCUGGGGGAGUGACCCUUUCUGUCACUACUGGAAAGUUAGUUACUCAUGCCACAGGGAGAAUGGGCUGGAUAGUCUCUCAUUUUAGGACUUGUAAGGUUAUUACUAUUAAGCCUGGAGCUUUGAUAGUUAUAAGAGGUUAAUAGUGCCUACAGAGUCACUCAGCUCUUUUUCCAGGGCAACUCUCCCAGCAGCGGACGUUCCUACUUCCUUUGGGUCUUGUCUCUCCCUGGAAUGUCCACAAGCAGCAGGUGUAGCCAGUCUCCCCACAGCUGCUGAAAGGAACCCUGGUGACAUCUCUGUUCUGAGCACCAGGAACUGGCCUUCCCCGGUGUGAGCAGGCUUCCAGGGAACACGGAAUCCACAUGACCUUAAGAUUACCUACAACUCCGUCAUGGUGCUGCUGUCUUCCAGGCUCACCGGUCCCUCCCUGGCCAGCGGCAGGGGCCUCCUCACCAAUGGUAGAGUUUAUUUUCAACAACCUGUUUAUUCAAAGAAAGAGUUUAUUGAUUCCCCCGUUGGUGUUCCUAAAGCAAGAGUGGCAGGUGAUCAGGGCUGGUGUAGCAUGCAGUUCUUACAGUGCAGCUAAUUGCAUUUGUCACUGAUGACCAAGGAGGAAAUAAAUCACUAAGAUGUUUUGGAAGUGGUGGUAUGAAUACUUUCAUACAAGCUACAGUUUUGAGCCUUAACCCUACAGUACACGCACAAGAAAGAGCCCCCUUCUUCAGGAACUGCUUGUGCACAUGGGCACUGUGUAGCUGGAUACAUUACUGACUGCCCUCUGGAACUCGGAGCUUCAGCCAGUCUGCCCUGAUGCAAGGUGCAGGUGUUGAGCAUCAUCAAAGAGGGCAGAAGAAGGUGAGGAACAAUGUUCGGUCCAGAUAGAAGCAUCCACUGUGGCUGGUAUCCGCUUAAGUAAAAACUGGAUUCAUCUUGGACCAGAUUAUACUUUUCUGCAAUUAGUAAAAUCUACUUGUAGGUGGUACAAACCCCCUGCACACCCCAGCUGGCCUGUGCUUGCCCUGGCUUUUCUUCAGAGGCAGGGUGGGUUAUAUUCGUGUUACCAAUCCCCCUUCACCAAAUUAUUAUUCAGUAAGUGAAUAUGGUUCCUCUCUAAAAGUCUGUGAUGCCUACUCCCCCAUCCCCAGAGCACCUCACUGUAGGUCUUACCCCAGACAGGAAUUUUUCAUGCAGAGAAGUCAGGAAGAGCCAUAGAACGUGAGCAAUCUGAUAUCCUCCAGCCCAUUAUAUAGGCAAAGUUACUGAGCUAGGAGGAGUAUAAACGAUGUAUUGAACAAGACUUACUUGAGCCGAGAUCGCCAUAUUCACUUCAUUCACAAAGCAGCCUUCACUUGUCUCGUUGAGCAUUCAAUGGACACAUACCCUGAUGAGCAAGGAGCAUCAGUCAAAUGUAUUCUUUCCACGUUUUGUUGAAAUAAACCUCCACAUUUGUAGAAGAGUCCCUGUUUGUCAUUUCGACCCACGCCCAGCCACCGCAUUCAUGUUCUACUUUAAGCGGGGAGCUUUCAGCACUGGUAGGCUGAGCCGCUGCUCUGCUGCUAAAAGCUGAGCCAUUAUAGUGACAGAACAGCAUGCAUGCAUUGCUUCUGCAAAGUGACAUCUUUGAGAGACUUGGAGGCUUUUCAGAUACACAUACCCUUGAUGACCUGGGCAGUUUCAGGGGUGUUCUUAAAAGGAACAUGAAGAUUUGAACCUCUUGGUUUACAUGAUUUUGUGGGAUUUUCUGGGUCAAGUGAAUAGUGAACCAUAUUCAGAGCUCACCUCAGGUCAGUUUUAUGGAGAGGUAGAUUUCUCUUAAUAAUUUAGCUGCUUAAUGGAUUUUGAAUGCUAACUUUGGGCACAAAAAGGCACCAGGAGCAGGAAGCUCAUGCUUGUGUACCUUCAACCCUCUGCCUCUGUUUCUCUCUAAAUCCAUGUGGUUGAAGCAAGAACAAACACCAGUCCCCAAACAUUUGCAAAGAAAAGUGGAGGCCACAAGAGAUCAGGAAGGGGAAGCACUGGCCUUUGCUAAUUAUUAAACUCGGCAUGGUGUGUCUGUCUCUCUGGGAUGUUUAGCAAAGCAAAGGGUGUUUUUUUUCUAAAAUGAAAUGUUUAUUUUAAAUAUACUUUAUAUAUAUUUACUUUAUACAUAUACAUAAUAUGUUGUAAGUAUACAUCCAUUUGAAUCACCCUAAGGUAGAAGUUCUUAGAGAAGAAGGGAGAUCCAGGAGGAAAAUUGCUACUCUUUGCCUCCAGCUGCCGCAGGGAAUCCUGGUCAGCACAGAGGCCUUGAGCCUUCUUUCCUCCUCCCUAAGCAGGCAGAUCAGAAGCAGACCCCAAGAUGUGAACUUUAAGCUGUCCUUGUUCUCUGGUGCUUCUGGGAAUGGUCAGCAGGAAGAAUGGGAAAAGAUUCUGCUCCUGCCUCUGGGAACUUGUCUGACACAUACAGUGCUUUCUUUUGUAGGGGAGUGCUAUUUCUUUCACUGGUCUUUUUCAUAAAAUUUAAAACCUCCACUGGUACUACUGGAAUUGUGAGAAAAGCUUGAACAGCAGGGAUUCUGUGAUCUAGCCCAGGCCCACCUACAUUUCCCCAACUGAAAAACAAGGACACAGGGAUGAAUACAGGUGUCUAAUGACCAUCACGGAGGACCCUAACAGUGCUCCUUCCAAUGUGUAGGGCUUGGUGAGAAGCCUGAAGAGGAACUGAGCUGGGAAGUGAACAUUCACGCCAAUGCUAGACUUGACCUGGGCAGAGGAAGGGCACCAGUUGAGUCUGCCUGAUCUACAAAGUAGGGCAGAAAGUAGUAAGGGCCACAUGAGUGGUAUGGACAAUUAAGGGCUGAAGCCUCCUGGUAGAGAGCAGUUUCCAGAUGGGAAAAGAAGGCAAGGUGUCUCAAGUCAGGGCACACACAUUUGCCAGGUUAUGAAGGGACACUUCCUAGUUGGAAAGGAACAGCAUUGCUCUGGGGGAGGAUGAACAAUGAUAUGUGAAAAAAGCAGCUGACAGACCAUGAAUUUAAAUGCUAGGCCAAGGAAGAAGAUAUGUCCUGGAGAGAGUGGGAAACUGUUGGUGGUCUGGGGCAUGGGAAGACCGGGUACAAAAGUUUAGAAAGCAGCAUAACAGUGAAAAGACCACCAGCUUGGAUGCCAAGAAAUCUAGCUUCAAGCCCAGUCCCAUGUGUGUAUGUCACUGAGCUGGGGGUCACCUAAGAUAGUAAGUCCAGGACACCCCAGGAGGCAUAGAGAUAAUAAACUGUCAGCUAUUUUCAAUACUCCAGAAAUCCCACGUGUCCUUAGGCAGCUAAGGCUCACCAUGAUCUCUGAAGACAGUUUUGCCAAGCCAGCUAGUACUGGCUACCUCAUCCUGGCCAGAAGUUCCAAUGGGCAGUUAAUGAUAAAUAAUGGGACCAGGACAUCAUCACAAAUGCAUGUUUGAGUAGGCAAAAUCUUCAAAACCAGGAUUCCCUGAGGUUGCAGGGGGUGGAAGGAACUGGGGGUGGGACAUAAUGGCACCUCAGCUCUGAAAGGACUCAGAACCACCCAGUGGGCUCUGCUCAUUGGGAACUGUAAGGAGAGGAAAUAGAGUGUAGUUCAGAGAUUGUUGUAUGACGGGCUUAAUCCCAUUCUGAUCCUGUCACUGGUUUUCUGGAGUGAGCAGGAAGGACUGGGAGUAAGGAGAGACCGAAAUAACUAACGACGUCCAAGCCCUGAAUUAGGAAAAAGCUAACAGAGCACUCUUGUCCGUGCUAACACAGAGAGAGAUUUUCGUAGCCACUUAAAAGAGCAUAGACUGGGGGCAUCUGGGUGGCUCGGUUGAGCGUCCAACUCUUGAUUUCCGCUCAGGUCAUGGUAUUGAAUCCCACAUCAGGCUCUGCACUGAGUGUGGAAACUUAAGAUUCUCUCUCUCCCCCUCCCUCCCUCUACCCCUCUCCCCUGCUCUCUAAAAUAAAAUUUUUAAAAAUUCUAAAAAUAAAAGCAUAGACUUUGGAAUAAGCCUGAGCUGUGUUCAAAUAUCCAGUCCCUCCCUCAUUCUUGUUCUUUGGAAAAGUUCCUGCCUCCUUAAUGUGUGAAAUAUGGAUAACAAAGAACUCAAAGGGGCUUUUUGAAAAAUUAUCUUAAGUCAGUUGAUAUGAACCAAGCAGUGAGCAUUAGUAGCAAAUUCUCAGCAUAUGUUAGGGUUCUCCACGCUCUGCCCCUUCCUUGUGCUCACAAGAUAUGGGGCUUAUCAUCACUCUGGACUGUCCUCCUAAAGCUUUCAGAGAAACAUCCCCCCACUUACCUGAGCAGAAUCUAGGGAUUUUCUCCAGACACUGAGUUACAUGGACACUGAGCAAAAGUGUCAUUGAAGAGUAGUAUGGUCUGAAUGUCCCCCAAAAUUGAUGUGUUGAUAUGCAGCCCCUGUAUGAGAAGGUGGGACCUUUGGGUGGUGCUCAAGUCAUAAGUGUGAAGCCUUCAUGAAUAGGAGUAGUGCCUUAUAAGAGGAUCCAAAGAGAUCCUUCCCUUUUCCAUCAAGUGAGGAUACAACUUAAAGUCAGGGAUCCCAGGAGAGAGCCCUCGCCUGACCAUAUUGGCAUUCUAAUCUCAGACUUCCAUUUUGUUGUGGCAGCCCAAAUGAACUAAGACAAAAAACUGGACCAGGAUGGUGCUGCCAUUCAAACCUAAAAAUGUGGGUAAGGAGAGAAAGUACCUCAACAUAAUAUAAACAUAUGGCAAGCCCACAGCUACCAUUAGACUCAACAGUGUAAAACUGAAAACUUUUCUUCUAAGACCAGGAACAAGAUAAGGAUGCCCACUCUUAAUGCUUUUAUUCAAUGUAGUAUUAAUGUACAACAUGGUGACUACAGUUGAUAACACAGUCUUGUAUAAUUGAACUUUCGGAAGAUGGUAGAACUUAAGUGUCUUCACGUACAAGAAAAGUGAGGCGAUGGAUGUGUUAAUUGAUUAAAUGGAGUGAACCCUUUCACAAUGUAUACGUGUAGCAAAUCACUACAAUAUACACUUUAAAUAUCUUACAAUUUUGUAUGUCAAUUAUGCUUCAAUAAAGUUGGAUUUUCUUUUUUAAACUGA